CACAAAGGGUGGAUGAGCCAGGUGGUGUACUAUAUAUAUAUAUAUAUGGAUAAGCCAGCCGCAUUGUGGCCCAUGAGAUGUGUGUACUGUGUGAAUUGAAGGAUCUGGUUUGUUAAGAAUUGGAGAGGGGAUAGAAAGAAAAUUUUGAAAAAUCCAGUCGCAGAGAAAUCAGGGGUUUGUUAAGAAUUGGGGUCGCCACUCUACCCACUCUUCCCACGUGUUCUGAUUCGCGAACCCUGGUAUAUUAACUAACUGCGCCUCGACGAAUCCAUCUUCGAUCCAUCUUUCAUUCUUUUGGGGCUCAUGGGUUUCCAGGGAGAUGAAGAAUCCGCACCCCAAAUUCCAAGAAAAACCCUAUUCAGAUAUAACUCGCCGCUGGUUCAGGUUUCGUUAAUUGGGUUGGUUUGUUUUUGCUGUCCGGGUAUGUUCAAUGCGCUGAGUGGCAUGGGGGGUGGGGGCCAGGUGGAUACGACGGUAGCCGAUAAUGCUUCCACCGCCCUGUACACCACUUUUGCGAUAUUCGGCAUCAUCGGUGGUGGCGUGUACAACAUCCUUGGCCCCCGUCUCACCCUUUUUGCCGGUUGCUCUACUUAUGUCCUCUACGCUGGAUCCUUCCUCUACUACAACCACUACAAGGAGCAGACCUUCGCAAUCAUUGCUGGGGCAAUCCUGGGUGUAGGUGCGGGUUUCCUUUGGGCGGGCGAGGGCGCCAUCAUGACCUCGUAUCCGCCGCCCGACCGCAAGGGCACUUAUAUUUCCAUCUUCUGGAGUAUAUUCAACAUGGGGGGCGUUAUCGGGGGUCUAAUUCCCUUUGUCCUAAACUAUCACCGCACCAGUGCUUCUUCCGUCAACGAUGGUACCUACAUCGGCUUCAUGUGCUUCAUGUCCAUUGGCGCUCUCAUUUCUCUGGCGAUUUUGCCGCCGAGCCGCGUGGUUCGUGAUGAUGGUUCACGAUGCACCAACAUCAAGUACUCCAGCGUUUCAACCGAGGUUGUUGCGAUUCUCAAGUUGUUCCUAAAUUGGAAGAUGCUGUUGAUUGUCCCUGCUGCUUGGUCUAGUAACUUUUUCUACACCUACCAGUUCAAUAACGUUAAUGGGGUGUUAUUUAACUUGAGGACAAGAGGGUUCAACAACGUGUUCUACUGGGGAGCACAGAUGGUGGGCUCGGUUGGGAUAGGAUACAUAUUGGAUUUCAGUUUUAAGAGUAGGAGGGCCAGGGGUUUGUUUGGAAUUGGCGUGGUUGCGCUCUUGGGUACUGGAAUAUGGGCAGGUGGCCUGGCCAACCAGCUCAGAUACUCCCGCCAAAACUUGCUAGACAAGUUGGAUUUCAAGGAUUCAGGUUCUGAUUUUGUUGGCCCUUUCUUCUUAUACUUCUGUUUCGGGUUGUUGGAUGCCAUGUUCCAGAGCAUGGUGUACUGGGUGAUUGGGGCCUUGGCUGAUGAUUCAGAGACCUUGAGCAGGUAUAGUGGAUUUUAUAAAGGGGUGCAGAGUGCAGGUGCUGCAGUUGCGUGGCAAGUUGACACCCACCACGUCUCCUUCAUGUCCCAGUUGGUCGUGAAUUGGUCGCUCACAACACUGAGUUAUCCUCUGCUGGCAAUUCUGGUCUUCUUGGCCGUGAAGGAUGACACGAAGCCUGCUGACGAAACACCUAAGGAGGCUACUCCUCCAUCAACCUUGACACAGCUUUAGGUUUCCAUAGUUGUGUAAGUUAGAUUUUGUCCACAUCUUGGUGUAAUGUUAAGCACAUGUUGCUGAAAAAUGCAAUGUCGCACAGCUCAGACGCUUCUAUUAUUAGCCUUUCCUGAAAAAUGCAAUACUCCUUGCUGUCCUCCAAGUUGAUGUUGUAUAUGAGUCAGCUCAAUAAUGUUCGCAAGCGUUGUUCCAAAGUCACGAAAGUGGAUUCUACUAAUUUAAGA
This is a messenger RNA of Cucurbita moschata (crookneck pumpkin), 1916 nucleotides long. RefSeq names its product UNC93-like protein 1. The transcript has 2 exons. NCBI's taxonomy places the organism in Eukaryota, Viridiplantae, Streptophyta, Magnoliopsida, Cucurbitales, Cucurbitaceae. The record is from RefSeq and is a predicted model, not a curated record. The coding region runs from base 304 to 1689 and encodes 461 amino acids.